AUGCACGCCACAAUCCUCUCACCACGCGCCACUCUCUUCCCCUGUAAACCCCUCUUCCCUCCCCACAAUGUCCACGACUCUCUCCGCCGCCGACCAACCAUCUCCUGCUCCGUCCAACCCGUAACCGCCGACCCCUCCCCCACAGACACCAACAAGCUCAACAAGUACAGCUCAAGAAUCACCUCCCCCAAGUCCCAAGGCGGGUCACAAGCCAUCCUCCACGGCGUGGGCCUAUCCGACGACGAUCUCCUGAAACCCCAGAUCGGUAUCUCGUCGGUUUGGUACGAAGGGAACACGUGCAACAUGCAUCUGCUGAAGCUGUCGGAGGCGGUUAAGGAGGGAGUGGAGAAGGCUGGGAUGGUUGGGUUUAGGUUCAAUACGAUAGGUGUGAGUGAUGCUAUCUCGAUGGGGACGAGAGGGAUGUGUUUUAGUUUGCAGUCUAGAGAUUUGAUUGCUGAUAGUAUUGAGACUGUUAUGAGUGCUCAGUGGUAUGAUGGCAAUAUUUCUAUCCCUGGUUGUGAUAAAAAUAUGCCUGGAACGAUUAUGGCCAUGGGAAGGCUUAAUAGACCAGGGAUUAUGGUUUAUGGUGGAACCAUCAAGCCUGGACAUUUUCAAGAGAAGACAUAUGACAUAGUAUCUGCUUUCCAGAGUUAUGGAGAAUUUGUUGGUGGAUCUAUAAGUGAUGAGCAGAGAAAGACUGUACUUCAUAAUGCUUGUCCUGGAGCUGGAGCAUGUGGUGGCAUGUACACAGCUAACACCAUGGCUUCUGCAAUCGAAGCUAUGGGAAUGUCUCUUCCUUACAGCUCUUCGAUACCUGCUGAAGACCCGUUGAAAUUGGACGAGUGCCGGUUAGCUGGAACGUACCUUGUAGAAUUGCUAAAGAUGGACUUGAAGCCUCGUGACAUUAUCACUCCAAAAUCACUUCGUAAUGCGAUGGUUACAGUCAUGGCUCUUGGGGGAUCGACCAACGCUGUAUUGCAUCUAAUUGCUAUUGCCAGGUCUGUGGGUUUGGAACUGACGCUUGACGAUUUUCAGAAGGUCAGCGACGCGGUUCCGUUUCUAGCAGACCUUAAACCAAGUGGGAAAUAUGUUAUGGAAGAUAUACAUAAGAUUGGUGGUACACCAGCUGUUCUUCGUUAUCUAUUAGAAGCUGGAUUUAUGGAUGGAGAUUGUAUCACAGUCACAGGGCAGACUUUGGCUCAAAAUUUAGAAAAUGUACCUCGUUUGCCAGAAAACCAGGUUAUUAUUAGACCUGUGUCAAACCCAAUCAAGGAGACUGGACACAUCCAAAUCUUGAGAGGAGACCUUGCACCAGAGGGUUCUGUAGCAAAGAUAACCGGCAAGGAAGGGUUAUAUUUCUCUGGUCCGGCACUUGUAUUUGAAGGAGAGGAAUCUAUGCUGGCUGCUAUAUCAGCAGACCCAAUGAGCUUUAAAGGGACAGUGGUUGUUAUCAGAGGAGAAGGUCCUAAAGGAGGUCCAGGCAUGCCUGAGAUGUUGACACCAACAAGUGCAAUAAUGGGUGCCGGUCUUGGAAAAGAGUGUGCAUUGCUGACUGAUGGUAGGUUCUCGGGUGGGUCACACGGUUUUGUUGUUGGCCACAUUUGCCCUGAAGCUCAGGAGGGUGGUCCAAUAGGUCUGGUAAAGAACGGAGACAUAAUCACAAUUGACAUAGGAAAGAAGAGAAUAGACACACAAGUCUCACCCGAAGAAAUGAAUGAGCGUAGAAAGAAAUGGACUGCUCCUGCUUACAAGGUUAACCGUGGAGUUCUAUACAAGUACAUCAAGAACGUGCAAUCGGCUUCAGCUGGAUGUGUGACUGAUGAGUAAGCGAGAGAUCUUGGAGCUGGUUUGUCAAUGAACAGCAGCAGAAAGUAGUGUUGUUUUCAUGAAGGGAAAUUCUAUGGCUUCUUAUUGUAUUUUUUAGUAUUGUUGUUAGCUUUUAGAUCAUGUUACUCUGUUCUCUGGUCUUGAUUGAUCAUUAGCUAUUUGGAGAGUUUGAUAUCAAAUUUGGUUUCUCAUUAUUAUCAUAAUAAAAAGCUUGUGAUAGUAGUGUUGCG
Molecule: messenger RNA, 2057 nt
Organism: Eruca vesicaria subsp. sativa (arugula)
Lineage: Eukaryota; Viridiplantae; Streptophyta; Magnoliopsida; Brassicales; Brassicaceae
Source: the annotation of a GenBank genome assembly